Sardina pilchardus (European sardine) is the source of this 3039-nucleotide messenger RNA. Its product is annotated as protein mono-ADP-ribosyltransferase PARP6-like. The transcript has 22 exons. Gene Ontology annotation, molecular function: protein serine/threonine kinase activator activity; kinase binding; NAD+ poly-ADP-ribosyltransferase activity. Gene Ontology annotation, biological process: endoplasmic reticulum unfolded protein response. Bases 147 to 2075 code for a protein of 642 amino acids. NCBI's taxonomy places the organism in Eukaryota, Metazoa, Chordata, Actinopteri, Clupeiformes, Clupeidae. Gene Ontology annotation, cellular component: nuclear envelope; endoplasmic reticulum tubular network; membrane. The record is from RefSeq and is a predicted model, not a curated record.
GCCGCUGUGCCCUCCUUCUUGCCCGCCGCUGCCCAGGAGACCCGGCUACACCCGCCCAUGCCCGCUGUGCCCACUCGCCACCCCCGGGGCACUGGCAUGGCAGGCAGAGGGGGCAGACACUGGGAGAAGGAGCCUCUGUGAACAGCAUGAGCACGAGUGAAGAGUGCUGGGGUGAAGAGGACUCUGAUGGGGACAGCGACUGCGAGGAGUUCAUGUACGGAAUACAGGGGCACUUUGCCUCCGACCUGUACCGCCACCCUCAGCUGGACGCUGACCUCGGGGCCGUGAGGGACAUCUACACUGAGAGAGCCGUGUCUGUCAGGGAGUAUGGACCAAUCGAUGAUGUGGACGUUGACUUGCAGAUCAAUAUCGGCUUCCUGGAUGAGGAGGUUGCCAAUGCCUGGAAGGUCGUCCGAACGGAACCAAUCAUCCUACGCCUUCGGUUUUCCCUUUCACAGUAUCUGGAUGGCCCAGAACCCACAGUGGAGGUGUUCCAGCCGUCCAGCAAAGAUGGCUUCGGCCUUGGCGUCCAGCUCAAGAAGAUCCUGCGCACCUUUGUGUCCCAGCAGUGGAAGCUCCUGAGUAACGAUCUGAUCCGGACGCAGCAGAAGAAGCGCCACAGCUGGUUCAAGGCCGGCGGCACCAUCAAGAAGUUCCGCGCCGGACUCAGCAUCUUCUCCCCUGUGGCCAAGUCUCCAUGUGUGCCUCUGAUCCAGGGCCCCGUGGUGAAGGGGCCCCUGCGCACCCCCGAGCUCAGAGUCACGCGCCUCAUCAACCGCUCCGGCCCCUGCACCAUGAAGGGCCCCAAGGGAGAGCUGUUCACCUACGCCGCCAACGGAGAGAGUGUGGCGGUACCAGGGGCCAGGCCCACGGUGCAGAUCACCACCAAACAGCUGAUCGAGCUCUUCUUCUCCUCCCAAGCCCUCAUCCACUGCAAGAGCAUCCCCACCCUGGAGUACGGCUUCCUAGUGCAGAUCAUGAAGUACUCGGAGCAGAGGAUUCCCACUCUAAACGAGUACUGUGUGGUGUGUGACGAACAGCACGUCUUUCAGAAUGGCUCCAUGCUCAAGCCUGCCGUGUGCACCAGAGAGCUGUGUGUUUUCUCCUUUUACACUCUGGGUGUGAUGUCUGGAGCUGUGGAGGAAGUGGCCACAGGAGCUGAGGUGGUGGACCUGCUGGUGGCCAUGUGCAGGGCUGCGCUGGAGUCGGCCCGGAAGAGCAUCAUCUUUGACCCCUACCCCUCCGUGGUCGACCCCAGUGACCCCAAGAGCCUGGCCUUUAACCCCAAGAAGAGGAGCUAUGAGCGUCUGCAGAAGGCGCUGGACAGUGUCAUGUCCAUCCGGGAGAUGACGCAAGGCUCGUACCUGGAGAUCAAGAGACAGAUGGAUAAGAUCGACCCCCUCGCCCACCCCCUCCUGCAGUGGAUCAUAUCCAGCAACAGAUCCCAUAUUGUCAAGUUGCCUCCAAGCAGGCAGCUGAAGUUUAUGCACACCCCCCACCAGUUCCUGCUCCUCAGCAGCCCACCUGCCAAAGAGGCUCGCUUCCGCACCGCCAGGAAACUCUACGGCAGCACCUUUGCCUUCCAUGGAUCCCACAUAGAGAACUGGCACUCCAUCCUGAGGAAUGGACUCGUUAAUGCCUCUUACACCAAGCUCCAGCUGCAUGGGGCCGCCUAUGGGAAGGGUAUCUACCUCAGCCCAAUCUCAAGCAUCUCCUUUGGGUACUCAGGCAUGGGGAAAGGACAGCACCACAUGCCCUCUAAAGAAGAGCUGGUCCAGCGCUACAACCGCAUGAACACCAUGGCACAGACUCGAUCAGUGCAAUCACGAUUCCUGCAGAGCCGGAAUUUAAACUGCAUCGCUCUCUGUGAAGUUAUCACAUCCAAGGAGCUGCAGAAGCACGGGAACAUCUGGGUGUGUCCGGUGUCGGACCAUGUGUGCACACGCUUCUUCUUCGUGUAUGAGGAUGGGCAGGUGGGAGACGCCAACAUCAACUCCCAGGACACACACAUCCAGCGAGAGAUCAUGAGUGUGAUCGGAACGCACCCGAGCUCUCGACAUCCCGACGGACUCUGAGACUCUGAGGGCUGUCCCUCCCCAGGGGGGGGGGGGGAAAUCACUGUCCCUCCCCAGGGGGACAAAAGACUGGCGUGUUUCUGACUAUCUUACUCCGUAACGUCUGUGUUGUGUUGGGUCUCACUGUUAGAGUAGUGGACUGUGUGCGCCACUAGAGGCCACUGUUGCACACGCCGGGGGAGGCGCAGGGAGGAUGCCACGUCAUGCCACGUCUGCCACGUCUGCCACGUCUGCCCUGCCGUGAUGCGGCGCGUCGUGGCGCGUCGUGGCGCCGGCCAGAGGAAGUGUGUCCUGCGGUCCUGUGUGUGCGCUGUAGAAACAGGAAGCAUGUGUGUGGACUCUUCUCACUAAUGGACUCAUCGAUCUUUCUCUCUCCAGCUGUCAGUGUGCUCUAUGAUAAGCUCCUAGUGUCCCCAGUAUCCCUGUUCAACAGUCAGUCUGCGCCUUCUAGAAUAAUCCAGAAUAAUCCAGUGUGUGUUCAUCAUCCAGGCUCACGUCAGGUCAGGUGUUGCUGUUUUAGUUGGCGUCUGCUCUCUGGGCAGCUGCAGCCACCCCUAGCACAGCCAGGGGGCGCUCUAGAGGGACCUCACAGAGGUCUCAGUCACAGACACAAGCAGAGGAUGAGAGUUAUGCUCCCUGCAAGGCCUGCUGGGGUUGUGUGUGUGUGUGUGUGCGCGCGCACGUGUGUGCACCCGUGUGUGUGCGCGCGUGUGUGUGUGUGUGUAGGGUGGGCAGGUCUGUGUUCACUUGCCUUGUGUGUGUGUGUUUGUGUGUAUAAGUAUGUGUGUGUGUGUGUGUGUGUGUGUGUGUGUGUGUGUGUGUGUGUGUGUGUGUGUGUGUGUGUGUGUGUGAAGAUGGGGGUAUUAAUGUCCUGGUGAUCACCAGUGUGUGUCCACGGAGGGGGUUAUGGUUACACAUAGCCGACAUUUGUAUGAACCUGUCAGUUUGUAAAAAAUGUAAUAAA